Messenger RNA from Thyridium curvatum, 1821 nucleotides. RefSeq lists its product as uncharacterized. Bases 1 to 1821 code for a protein of 606 amino acids. NCBI's taxonomy places the organism in Eukaryota, Fungi, Ascomycota, Sordariomycetes, Thyridiales, Thyridiaceae. Gene Ontology annotation, biological process: rRNA methylation. The record is from RefSeq and is a predicted model, not a curated record. Gene Ontology annotation, molecular function: RNA methyltransferase activity; RNA binding. The transcript is spliced from 2 exons. Gene Ontology annotation, cellular component: mitochondrion.
AUGUUGAGGACAUACCGGCACCCAUUGGGCUUCCAUUUGUCUGCAAGAGGCUUUUUGGGCCAGUGUACUACCAAGCCUGUUGGGCAAUUGAUUGUGCGCAACUCGUCCCUCUCCGCAAUACACCGUGGACUUCGACGCUCUGAAAGGGCCAGGCCCCAAGGUCCCCAACUCUCUCGAGCCGCACAGCAAAUCGUUGAAAAGCGUCGCGAAAGACGAGAGGCGCCACCGCCGACGUUUCGCCUCCUAAGGGGCAAGAAAGACAUCACCGAAAAGACCGGCCCGGAGACCAAGACGCGACGAGCUCGGUUCUACGACCCGGAAGAUGGAUUCGGCAAGAAAAGCCUCGUUUACCAAAUGAAGAGCGGCCAGCUGCAAGCACAACUGAAAGAACUCGGCGCGAAAAGAGAUUCUUCAAGUCGGGAUAGCAGCCUUGGCAGUCGUUCUGCAGGUCUUCGACGCCCAGAACGCAAUACGACGAGACGGCUCGGCUCAGCGAAGCGCGGGGACUGGGAAGAUGGCAAAUUGGAUGUGCAAAAGAGCGCCUACGGGAAGAUAGAGAGAAAUUCUCAAAGCAGCGACUUCCUGGACCGCUUCUCACGCUCCGACGACGACACGAGACGGCAAAUGCCACGACAGGACGGCAGAACAUAUGCAAGGAGGGAUCCACGAGCAGAUUCAGAGGGUCGGAGAACAAGAGCAGGAAGGGAGAAUCGUGGCGAUACCCCAAGCCGGCCCGUGAAGGACACACCUGCACCAGUCUCCAUCCCAUACACAACGGCUGCAUCGCAAUUUCUGUACGGAAAGUCGGUCGUGGAAGCUGCUCUGCAGACAUCUCGGCGCAAGCUUUACAAGUUAUACAUUUACAGUGGAGCAAAUCGUCAAAAUGUCCAACGCGACAUGGUCAUCGAGAAGCUCGCUCAGAGACAGGGAGUCCAGAUUGUCAAUAUCGAUGAGAGUGGGCAGCGGAUGAUGGAAAAGAUGAGCUUGGGUCGUCCGCACAAUGGGUACAUUCUCGAGGCAUCCCCGUUGCCGCAACAGCCCUUGGCCAGCCUUGGGGAGGCGGCCAAGGUGGGAGGCCGAUCCGGAUACAAGAUUGAGCUGGGACAUCAAUCAAGUGAAGAGGCUGCUGUGAAUGGUACCGCGGACUUCGUCCCUACGGCUUCCAGUACCCACAAGCCCCUUGUUCUCAUGCUCGAUCAGGUCCUGGACCCAGGCAACCUCGGUGCGAUACUCCGGACUGCCAGCUUUCUCGGCGUCAACGCGGUUGCGAUAUCGAAGAAGAGCUCUGCUUCGCUGACACCCGUGGCGUUGAAGGCUUCAGCAGGAGCCUGCGAGGCUUUGACCCUCUUUUCGAUCGAGGCGCCAGCGAACUUUCUGGCCCAGUCCAAGAAGGCGGGAUGGAAGAUUUACGCGGCCGUGCCUGCUGCAACGAGGUCGACGCGUAGAAAACAGGUCGACCUUGAGGAUGUGGAGACGUCAGACCCUCUGCAUGAAGAUCCCUGCGUUCUUGUUGUGGGCAGUGAAGGAGAAGGUCUACCCAGAGCGAUCAAAUCCCAGGCGGAUUACGAGGUCAAUAUCCCGAAUCAGUCAGGUUCCGGCGUCGUCGAUAGCCUGAAUGUCAGCGUAGCGACGGCACUGCUUUGCUCGUCGUUCUUGAAGCAGCAGACGAAGUCGCUAUUCAAGGAGCACAGGCAGGACGACCUAGGGAUCUGGAAACGAAAGCGACAGUUUGAUAUCCUAGACGGAAACAAGCGCGGAGCUAGGGAUGGAACAUCCCGCAUUCCUCGGGAUCCCCAUUUCUGGGACCCAAUGUACGGUUGA